UCAGCCAUGAGCCCGGGUCGGAGAGCGUGGAGAGGGGCGAUAGAAAACCAGCGUGCUCAAAGAAAAAGCUGUUGACGUUCCCGAUGACGAUGACGACAGAGCGAGGGAGAGGUUUGAUUGGCCCGAGAACGUCGGAGGGGCGGGGAGAUGCCUUUUACGUCGCUUUCCUUUAUGACCUGCGCAUUUAGCGAGGUUUGCAAAAUGUGUGACUGGAGCGGUGAGGCUUAAGCUCGCAGACAACAUACACACGCUUCUCAGACACGCUCCGAGACGGACAGGCGGACGCCAGGGGACUGACCAGCGGGGAGAAUCCACCGGCCGGAAAUUCGCCUCAGGACCCCACCUGCCGCCGACCCCGACCCGCCGAAAAUCAACGCACCCGUCUCCGAUUAAAGAUCAUCGUUGCAUGACUGGGGAGACGGGGUUUGAAAGAGGGGACUGGCCGGAGCUCGGCGCGCGUGUGUGCGAGAAGGGACCGGGGCAGAGAGCGGCUGAGACGCGCUGACAGGCAGCCUGUUGGUUUCUGUGGAGCAGCCGCUGAGCAGACAAGACGGGACUCCAGUUGCGUAGCAGCGCGAUCCGGUCCAGAUUGCAGUGGGAGCCACGGGCUCUCUUACGCCCAGCGCGCACCGGUGACCUCGGCGGGCCGUCUCCGGAUCAUGUGACGGAGCCGCUCUCGUCGGCGACCGGACGCAGAGCGCGACAGAGGGAGGGGCGCCCAGCGAGAGGGACAGCCGCCGCCGCCGCCCCGUGGAGAGCCAGCAGCACGCACGCGGGGGCACGCUGCGGGGAGGACAGCCGGCGGCCGGCUCCGGCCUCGGGAUGGGCGUGGGGAAGAAUACCACCUCCAAAUCCAUGGAUUCGGGAGGCGGGGCCGACGCCAAAUACGAGGAGGAGCCCUCCAAGCACGCGACCGCUUCUCUCCCUGUGGUGGUGAAUGGCGCGGCCCAGUCUGCGGGGGACCAGGACACCGAGGACACCGAGCUCAUGGCCAUCUACACCAGGGAGGGCGGCACAGCCGAGAAGAGCUCACUCUCGGAGACGCUGGACAGCAGGGACAGCAUGGAGGCCCAGCGGAUGGACAUGAUUUACACCAUUGAGGACACACCUCCUUGGUACCUCUGUCUCUUCCUGGGACUGCAGCACUACCUGACCUGUUUCAGUGGGACCAUCGCUGUGCCCUUCCUGCUGGCCGACGCCAUGUGUGUGGGGUUUGACCAGUGGGCCACCAGCCAGCUGAUUGGCACCAUCUUCUUCUGCGUGGGCAUCACUACCCUGCUGCAGACUACGCUGGGCUGCCGGCUGCCCCUCUUCCAGGCCAGCGCGUUUGCGUUCCUGGCCCCUGCUCGAGCUAUCCUGUCUCUGGAGAAAUGGAAAUGCAACACCACAGAGGUCCCAGUGCUGAACAGCACAGAGCUGCUGCACACAGAGCACAUCUGGCACCCCAGGAUCAGGGAGAUCCAGGGCGCCAUCAUCGUGUCCUCUCUGGUGGAGGUGUGUAUCGGGCUGCUGGGCCUGCCCGGGGUGCUGCUGCAGUUCAUCGGACCCUUGACCAUCACGCCCACGGUGGCGCUCAUCGGGCUGUCCGGCUUCCAGGCUGCAGGGGAGAGGGCAGGCAAGCACUGGGGCAUCGCCAUGCUGACGAUAUUCCUGGUCCUGCUGUUCUCCCAGUAUGCCCGCAAUGUCCAGCUGCCCUUCCCUGUGUACAAGUCCAAGAAGGGCUGGACUGCCUACCGCCUGCAGCUCUUCAAAAUGUUCCCAAUAAUCAUGGCCAUCCUGGUGUCCUGGCUGCUGUGUUUCAUCUUCACGGUGACGGACGUCUUCCCGCCGGAGAAGGACCAGUACGGAUUCUAUGCCAGGACCGAUGCAAGACAGGGCAUCCUGUCUGUGGCUCCCUGGUUCAAGAUCCCAUAUCCUUUCCAGUGGGGCUACCCCACGGUGUCGGCGGCCGGAGUGAUCGGGAUGUUCAGCGCGGUGGUCGCCAGCAUCAUCGAGUCCAUCGGGGAUUACUACGCCUGCGCCCGGCUCUCCUGCGCCCCCCCGCCCCCCAUCCACGCCAUCAACCGGGGGAUAUUUAUCGAGGGGGUGUCCUGCGUGCUGGACGGCCUGUUUGGGACCGGGAACGGCUCGACCUCCUCCAGCCCCAACAUCGGAGUCCUGGGGAUCACCAAGGUGGGCAGCCGGAGAGUCAUCCAGUACGGCGCUGCCCUCAUGCUGCUGCUGGGGCUGGUGGGCAAGUUCAGUGCGCUGUUCGCCUCCCUGCCUGACCCCGUGCUGGGGGCGCUCUUCUGCACGCUCUUCGGGAUGAUCACGGCUGUGGGCCUCUCGAACCUCCAGUUCAUCGAUCUGAACUCCUCCCGGAACCUCUUCGUGCUCGGCUUCUCCAUCUUCUUUGGCCUGGUGCUGCCCAGCUACCUGAAACAGAACCCGCUGGUCACAGGUAUAGUGGAGAUAGACCAGGUGCUCAAUGUGCUGCUGACGACGGCCAUGUUUGUAGGGGGCUCGGUGGCGUUUAUUCUGGACAACACUAUCCCCGGCUCCCCGGAGGAGCGGGGCAUCCGGCGCCUGAAGCGCGGCGCGGGCAAGAGCACGGCCGAGCUGGAGGGCAUGCGGUCCUACGACCUGCCGUUCGGGAUGGACUUCCUCCGCCGACACCGCUUCUUCCAGUACCUGCCCAUCAGCCCCACCUUCGCGGGGGACAUUAACUGUACAGUUCAUGGGAACCCUGACUGGCCUGAGAGCAGUGGUGAGAAGGGCCGUCGUGCGACGUGGUGGCACGUGCACACGUGGACAGUCCUCUGUGCCUUCCAGUCCCCCGUGCCCCUGCGCCCCCCAGGAGGAGGAGCAGAGCAGUGCCAGUGUGCUUGCAGGCACGCCUUUGUCCUUUCACACAAUCCAGACAUCUUUUGUGCUGUAUGCAAAUGAGCGAACUAUUAAACACUCCCUUUCAGUUCUUUUGAAGGGGAUAUCUGAAUAGAAGAUACCAUGUGGUUCAUAUCUUAAACUUCUUUAAGUUUUUUGGGGGGGUUUUUGUAAACUUUUUUUUUUAAGGCUAAGAAGUAACAUUUGUAUGAAAGAAAUGCAUUUCAUCCUGAAUCCUCAUGCUGCACAGUGCACUGUUUCAUUACAUUUCAUUACGAUUUGGUGUCUACACAUCAGCCCUUUUCUGGGCUUUGGGGGGGUUGCUCAAGGGGUCUUCAGUUCACUGUCAUUCAAUGGGAAAGAAGAACAUGUUUGUUUUUGUUUGUCUGCUAGACCUUUUUCAUAAUGUAUUUUUCUAACAUUGCUUCCUGUUUCAUGUUAAUAAUAGUGAAAAGAGAUCUUCUAAAAAACAAAAGUAUAUAAAUAUAUAUUAAAAUGCAAAAGUGUGCUAUAAUUAUCUGGACCAGAUAUCGUGUAUAGUUAUGGUAGCAUUGAAUAUGUUCUAUCCCUUGUUCCUAAAGGUGUCUAUUUAAUAAAAUAUGAUGUUACAGAAUGAA
This is a messenger RNA of Lepisosteus oculatus (spotted gar), 3479 nucleotides long. The record is from RefSeq and is a predicted model, not a curated record. NCBI's taxonomy places the organism in Eukaryota, Metazoa, Chordata, Actinopteri, Semionotiformes, Lepisosteidae.